Molecule: messenger RNA, 1755 nt
Organism: Oryza sativa Japonica Group (Japanese rice)
Lineage: Eukaryota; Viridiplantae; Streptophyta; Magnoliopsida; Poales; Poaceae
Product: 3-ketoacyl-CoA synthase 5
Biological process (GO): fatty acid biosynthetic process
Cellular component (GO): membrane
Molecular function (GO): acyltransferase activity, transferring groups other than amino-acyl groups
Source: RefSeq, a predicted model, not a curated record
CGCGUCCGUAGUACACCCAAAGUCCAGUGCUCCUCUACACGCCCCUCGACACGAUGACCAUGAGCUCGCCACCGCCCCGCGCCAGCAAGCACCUCAAGUCGGCGUACCGGCUUGCCGCCAUCGCCGUGCCGGUUGUGGCAGCCGCCGUCGUCGUCAUCGUCGUCCUCCUCAGAGCGGCGCAGCUCGGCCCCGGCGAGCUCCUCGCUGGCCGGCUUGGCGCCGCGCGGCACGUCCACCUCUUCCUCGCCGCGCUCGUUGUCGUCCCGUCCGCCGUGGCCACCCUUCUUCGCCUCGUCCGCCGCCCACACAGCGUCUACCUCGUCGACUACGCCUGCUUCCGGCCUCAGCCGAGCAACCGCCUCCCAUUCGCCACCUUCGCCGAGCACUUCCGCCUCAGCCCGCACAUCGACGACGGCAGCUUCCGCUUCGUGACGCGCAUGAUGGAGCGGUCGGGCCUCGGCGAACGGACGUACGUGCCCCGUGGCAACCUCUACCUUCCGCCGCGCACGGGGAUGGAAGAAGCCCGCGACGAGGCGGAGAUUGUGGUCUUCGCGGCGGUCGGCGACCUGCUCGCCAGGACGCGCAUCCGCCCCGAGGAGAUCGACGUCCUCGUCACCAACUGCAGCGUCUUCAGCCCGACGCCGUCGUUCGCGGACAUGGUGGUGAACAGGUUCAAGCUCCGUGGGGACGUCCGCGCCGUGCACCUCUCCGGGAUGGGGUGCAGCGCGGGGCUGAUCGCCGUGGAGGUCGCGCGCAACCUCCUGCAGGCGGCGGCGCCCCGCGGCGCGCACGCGCUGGUGGUGUCGACGGAGACCACGUCGUUCUCCCACUACGCCGGGACGAGCCGAUCGAUGCUGCUGCCCACCGCGCUGUUCCGCAUGGGCGGCGUCGCCAUGCUACUCUCCACGUCGAGGUCGUCGGCCACCACCACCACCUCCCGGUUCCGGCUGGCGCACAUCGUCCGGACGCUCAACGCGGCGGAAGACAGGGCGUACCGGUGCGCGUACCACGAGGAGGACGGCGACGGCAACCUGGGGGUGAACCUGUCCAAGGACAUCGUCCCCGUCGCCGGCGAGAUGCUCAAGGCCAACAUCGCGACGGUAGGCUCCCGCGUGCUCCCGUUGUCGGAGAAGCUGCUCUACGCGCUGUCACUCCUCGCGCGCAAAGUGGCCGGCAGCCGACGACGGAAGGCGAUCAAACUCCACGUGCCCGACUUCCGCACGGCGUUCGAGCACUUCUGCAUCCACGCCGGCGGCCGGUCGGUGAUCGACGCCGUGCAGAGCGGCCUCGGCCUCGCCGACGAGGACGUGGAGGCGUCGCGGAUGGCGCUCCACCGGUUCGGCAACACGUCGAGCAGCUCGGUGUGGUACGAGCUGGCGUACGUCGAGGCCAAGGGACGCAUGCGCCGCGGCGACCGCGUGUGGAUGAUCUGCUUCGGGUCGGGGUUCAAGUGCAACAGCGCGGCGUGGGAGUGCAUCUCGCUGCCGGCGCGCGACGCCGACGGGCCGUGGGCUGAUUCCAUCCAUCAGUAUCCCGUGGCCAUCACCACCACCACCAAAAUGUGCUGAUGCAAAUGGGAAUGGGUUGAGCUACGUCAAUGAAUUCGUGUGUACUCCAUCAAAGAACCUUGCAGUACGUGCCGAUUACUUGGAUAUGAUGAUCGUUAUAGCGGGUGCCCAGAUGAAACAGUUGUUGUAAUUGGAGCAUGAGAUGGAUUCUCAUCCCUCCUGGGCACCACUUGUUUCUUACCUGUCA